Molecule: messenger RNA, 764 nt
Organism: Vigna umbellata (rice bean)
Lineage: Eukaryota; Viridiplantae; Streptophyta; Magnoliopsida; Fabales; Fabaceae
Source: RefSeq, a predicted model, not a curated record
AUGCAUGCAAGAGAGCACAUUGGUUUUAAGAGGAAAUACUUGUAUGUGAGGUGUGGUAAAGAUGAAGUGUUUGUCCCAAAAUCCAAAUCCAAUGUUUCAUGGUACCACAAGUGCUUCAACAAUCGAAUAGGAAGGGCUGUUUCUCUUCUCAUCACGCUCACACUGGGAUGGCCUUUGUAUUUAGCCUUCAAUGUUUCUGGUAGACGCUAUGAUCGUUUUGCAAGCCACUACCACCCUUAUGCUCCCAUAUACUCAGACAGUGAAAGGCUUCUGAUCUACGUUUCUGAUGUUUCUUUGUUUUGUGUCGCAUUCUUUCUCCACCGCAUUGCAACUGUGAGAGGGCUGGUUUGGCUGGUCUGUGUUUAUGGGGUGCCAUUGCUCAUUGUAAAUGGCUUUCUUGUGACCAUCACAUAUUUGCAGCACACACACUCUUCCUUGCCUCACUAUGAUUCAUCGGAAUGGGAGUGGCUGAAGGGUGCUUUGGCCACUAUGGACAGAGAUUAUGGGAUUCUGAACAAGGCGUUUCAUCAUAUAACUGAUACGCAUGUCACUCACCAUCUCUUCUCUACAAUGCCUCAUUACCAUGCAAUGGAGGCAACCAAUGCAAUCAAAGCUAUAUUGGGUGAGUACUAUCAAUUUGAUAACACCCCAUUUUACAAAGCUCUGUGGAGAGAAGCAAAAGAGUGUCUUUAUGUGGAACCAGACGAAGGAACUUCCCAGAAGGGCGUGUAUUGGUACAGGAACAAGUUUUCAUGAAGCAAACA